AUGUCCAGUGGUCAUCCGCUACAUUUCAUUCGACAACAUGGUGAAAAGUACUCCCAGAAAGAGCUGCUUCAGGCCUGGAUCACUUAUCUGCAAAAACAGUGUGCUAUAGAAAGAGCCAGAGAGUGCGAGUUGCAACUGAUAAAAUUACGCGAAAAAGCGAGUCUUUUCAAUCGUGUUUGUGCCGAUAAUUCGGACCUGACGGAUGAAGAAGUGGCCUGGUAUCUUGAGAAGGCACGUGAAGAAGAUAGCAAGCCGGAGAAAUAUCGAGCGCUGAAAAUCAUCGUACCACCAUCGCAUCCGUUGGAAGUUUCGGGAGUUGCCGCACCACUUUCACCCAUCAAACCACUUUUCGAGGGCCUAACACCACCAUCACAAAUAAUGGCCGAAGCAAAAGCAGCCGGUGCGGCUGCAGGUCGAGCAUCUGCAAAGGGAAGCCCCAAAAAACCGGAGAAAUAUCGAGCGCUGAAAAUCAUCGUACCGCCAUCGCAUCCGUUGGAAGUUUCGGGAGUUGCAGCACCACUUUCACCCAUCAAACCACUUUUCGAGGGCCUAACACCACCAUCGCAAAUAGUGGCCGAAGCAAAAGCAGCAGCCGGUGCUGCUGCAGGUCGAGGAUCCGCAAAAGGAAGCCCCAAAAAAGUACGGAGCGCUGCAAGCUCACCACGCAAAAGUACCUCGUUGGAAGCGGGAGCGGAUGAAGCUGAAAAGCAGCAGCAGCAGCAACCCCCGGUACAUUACACCAGACAGCGGACACUCUCAAUUGGCUCACCUUCUGCUGCAAGCAAUGCUUCAUCACCAAGGCGCGAGGGCGAACAUGGACGAAUUUCAUCAACUGCAACUGCUGCUAUUUCAACUCCUACAACGACUGAAGAGCCACGUCAAUCUCCUGCUGCCAGCACUCUUGCCACUCCUGCAAGUGAAACCGUUGCGCCAGGAACUUCUGAAGAGGAACAGUACUUUUUUUUCAAGUGA
Molecule: messenger RNA, 972 nt
Organism: Gongylonema pulchrum
Lineage: Eukaryota; Metazoa; Nematoda; Chromadorea; Rhabditida; Gongylonematidae
Source: the annotation of a GenBank genome assembly